Molecule: messenger RNA, 1580 nt
Organism: Schistosoma turkestanicum
Lineage: Eukaryota; Metazoa; Platyhelminthes; Trematoda; Strigeidida; Schistosomatidae
Source: the annotation of a GenBank genome assembly
CGACCGCUUACGCCGUGUACUUUUGAAAUUUGGGCACAAUGUAUGGUUCUAAUUUAAUGGAUGCAGUUGAGAAUAAUCACGCAGUUCAUGACAGUGUUAGUUCUGAACAAACUCUGGAUAUAGAUACAAGCUUGAACAUGACAGAUCAUAAAGAUCGGAAUGAUGGUUGUGAUGAACAUCCCAAAAAAUUAAAUGAACAAAUGGAUUUCGCUGGACUUAAAACAGAGCACAAAAUUUCCUGCCUAAACACAACAUCCCAAGAAGCAAUUUCUCCUGCAUGGGUGUUUGGGUUCAAUCAUUCUGUUCCACUCAUAAACUUGAGUGAUGAUCAAUCGAGCGUCGUCUUUUAUGUGUCUGCUCAUUUAUUGAUAUUGUUUGACAUAAAAAACAAUCGACAGAAAAUUUUAAGGGGACACUGCAACGAAGUAAUGAGCAUAACGUGUAGUGGUAAUAAACGUUGGUUGGCUUCAGGUGAUCGUGGUAUUGAUAAUACCGUCAUAGUAUGGGAUGUAAAAACUGGGGAGGCAGUUCGGACAAUUAGAAAACCUCAUGAACAUGGUGUAUUAUCGAUUGCUCUUACCAAAGACGCCCGUUAUCUGGCUACACUAAGUGCUGAUCCCUUUGACCAGAGUUUCGCUAUUUGGAACUGGACUACUGGAAGUAAUUCGCCCCACUGUCACGCAAAGAUAAGCGGUGAAAUGUCUUUUCAGACAAAAAUAACGUUUAACUCAGAUAACUAUUUCCAUCUCUCCACGACUGGAGAUCAUCAAGUUAUUUUUUACUCCUGGAAUAAUGAAGAAAAAAACAUGGUGGCCUAUGCCCCUUCCCUUAAAGAUGAGGAUUUUAAACAGAAGAUCGGUCAGUUUUCCUGCACUCUGUACAUUCCUAAUAAAUAUAUUGCCAUAACUGGUACUUCAACUGGCCUUUUGGUUAUAUGGGAAUCAGACAAACAACCAUCUAAAGGAGAAAAUUCAGAAACACCAUAUAAACGAGCAUCAAAACUGAUACCAUUACAUGAGAAAGGAAUAACUUUUGUUACAAUUACCGACUGUCAUCCUUGUGGGAAAUGUAUUGUUACCGGGGAUUCUGGUGGAAGGGUCAAAUUUUUGGAUGAUAAUUUCAUGCUUUUAUUCUGGUAUGAUGAUCUUAAAUGUGGACCGGUUAACUGUGUUAGUUUUGCUACAACUAGUCUUUUUACAGAAAAAAACCAACCAAGUUUUAUUGAAUCAGUGAAAGGAAAAGAUUAUCCUACUUGUGCAACAAUUACGGCUGAACCAUUUAUCGUGGAAGAUUUCAUAGUUAGUACAUCAAAUGCAGCCAUGAUUUCUGUGAAAGUUGAGGGUGGAUUUCAAAAGAUAAUUCUAAGAGAUCAUGAUUCAGAUGUCAAUGGACUGACUACACAUCCAGUAAUGAAUCAUGUAGCUGCAUGCAGUCAUUCUGGACUUCUAAAAGUAUACGAUUAUGAGAGCAAGUUGGUUAUCGCAAUGAAAAGUUUUGGCGUAAACAAUCCAAUUCAAAGCUGUGUAUACGAUAAAACUGGGCAGUUUAUUGGUCAGUUAUUUGUAUAUAAACUACCAUAA